CUGGCGGUCCUCGAGUUCCACCUCGGAGUGAACCACAUCGACACGGAGGAGCUGUCGGCGGGGGAGGAGCACCUGGCCAAGUGCCUGCGGCUGCUGCGCCCCUACAAGCUGUCGCCCGGCUGCGUGUCGCUGAGCAUCCAGGCGCAGGUGAGAUGCGGCCGGACCCAGCGGGUCGCCAAGCGUCUGUCGGCAGGACCUGCUGAUGCCUGGACGCUGGGUCUCUCCGCGGCUUCCAGAGUCUGCACCCCCGCGUCCUCUCCCUCGCUCGUUUCCCUGACUCCUGCCUGCGCUUUCCAACGCCUUCCCACCGGCCCUGAUCCUGUUGAAUGUAUUGGGAAAAAAAUCCACGAGCGCCACCCAGAACUGGAGCACAAUGCCUACCAUCCUAUGGAGUGGGCUAUUAAUGCUGCUACCUUGUCGCAAUUUUAUAUCAAUAAGCUGUGCUUUAUGGAAGCCAGGCACUGUUUAUCUGCUGCUAAUGUUAUUUUUGGUCAAAUUGGAAAGAUCCCAGCCACAGAAGAGACUCCUGAGGCUGAAGGAGACGUGCCCGAGCUUUAUCAUCAGAGGAAAGGGGAGAUCGCACGGUGCUGGAUCAAGUACUGCCUGACGCUCCUGCAGAACGCCGAGCUGUCCAUGCAGGACAACAUAGGGGAGCUGGAUCUUGACAAACAGUCUGAACUUAGAGCUUUAAGGAAAAAAGAACUGGAAGAGGAAGAAAGCAUCAGGAAAAAAGCCAUGCAGUUUGGAUCCGGGGAGCUCUGUGAUGCCAUCUCUGCAGUAGAAGAGAAAGUGAGAUACUUGAGGCCUUUAGAUUUUGAAGAAGCCAGGGAACUUUUCCUGCUGGGUCAGCACUAUGUCUCUGAGGCCAAGGAGUUCUUCCAGAUUGAUGGGUAUGUCACUGACCACAUCGAAGUUGUCCAGGACCACAGCUCGCUGUUCAAGGUGCUCACCUUCUUUGAAACUGAUAUGGAGAGACGGUGCAAGAUGCAUAAGCGUAGAAUAGCCAUGCUAGAACCCCUCACUGCAGACCUGAAUCCACAGUACUAUCUCCUGGUCAACAGACAGAUUCAGUUUGAGAUUGCACAUGCUUACUAUGACAUGAUGGAUUUGAAGGUUGCUAUUGCUGACAAGCUCAGGGACCCAGAUUCACACAUUGUAAAGAAAAUUAAUAACCUUAAUAAACACAGUCUCCAGGGAGGCGGUGGCUACGGCAACAGCGUCUUGGUGACUUCCAUGGCAGUGCCCAAAGCUUUACUGAAUGGCCACAAUGCUCUCGGAGCAGAAGAUCCUUUCUCAGAGCAGCCCCUGCCCCCGGCCCGCCCCUCCCAGCCCCCAGGCCAAGCUCACCAUCUCACUUCUCUGCCCUCCCGCUGUCAGUUUCUCCAUCAGCAAAACCGCACGGAGGCGAAGCUUCAGCAAGCAGUACAGCAGUUCCUCCAAAAGCUAAAUAUAGAGAUCCCAAAUGACCCAGCGAUUCCACUCCUGCUAGAUGCGCACCCGACAGAAUUGAAAAUACAGUUUGUGUCCACACAAAACUUGUCCCACGUGUUCCUGGCAGUUAAAGAGUGGGCCCCGCUGAAGCCCAUGGAUUUUCUGGUUAUAGAGCCCAAAAAGCAGGCCCUUGUCCAGGAGCAGCCAGAAGGGGGAAUGCACAACACUGGGCCAAUACUUCCCAGGCUGCAGCUCACUGGCCAAAGUGAAAAGGUGCCUGGAAUUGGGAAAGAAAAAUUUGAGUUCAAAAAUGGCCUCAAAGUGGAUGCGCUGCACUGGUGGAAAGGUCACUCCUUGGAGACUGACGUCCUGGUGCGGGUGCCCGCCGCAGCUACCAGGCAUGGCAAGGCAUUGUCCUACAUCCUGCUGGACAAUCACUGCUGCCUCUGCUUCUAG
Molecule: messenger RNA, 1887 nt
Organism: Octodon degus (degu)
Lineage: Eukaryota; Metazoa; Chordata; Mammalia; Rodentia; Octodontidae
Gene: Kifbp
Product: KIF1 binding protein
Exons: 7
Source: RefSeq, a predicted model, not a curated record